AUGUUUCAACUUGAAAGAGAACAGAUUACUCUCAACAGACGAAAAUCGUGGAAUAUUCUCGUCAUCUUCCCUUCUCGCGCGGUCUGCGGUAUUUCUCUUGCUUCAUCAGACAUACAUGUGAUUUCUUCAUUGCCUAUGUCGUACUUGUUCCUCUCCGAGGAAGAAGCGGAUUUCCUGAACAUUAUGUAA
Trichoderma gamsii is the source of this 189-nucleotide messenger RNA. RefSeq lists its product as hypothetical. The transcript is spliced from 2 exons. Bases 1 to 189 code for a protein of 62 amino acids. The record is from RefSeq and is a predicted model, not a curated record. Lineage: Eukaryota; Fungi; Ascomycota; Sordariomycetes; Hypocreales; Hypocreaceae.